UAUCACUCAAGGCGUUUGCCACAUGUGAAAUUACAUCAGCCCGUGGAAUUCUAGUUUUCACAGCGAAAAAAUCGUGACCCCCGAACGAGAAACGGAGCGCCAAGAUGACGUUAUCGUGCCGAUUUUACAAACAAAAGUACCCGGAGGUGGAGGACGUGGUGAUGGUGAACGUGCGGUCAAUCGCCGAAAUGGGUGCGUACGUUUACCUGCUGGAGUACAACAACAUUGAGGGCAUGAUCCUGCUGUCCGAACUGUCCCGCCGCCGUAUCCGGUCGAUCAACAAACUGAUUCGCGUGGGCAAAACGGAACCGGUGGUCGUGAUUCGGGUGGACAAAAACAAAGGAUACAUCGAUCUGUCGAAGCGGCGCGUCUCGCCGGAAGAUGUGGAAAAGUGUACGGAGCGGUUUGCGAAAGCGAAAGCGGUCAACUCGAUGCUUCGCCACGUCGCCGACAUCAUGGAGUUCGAUAACCAGCAGCUGGAGGAUCUUUACGAAAAGACGGCCUGGCAUUUUGAGGGAAAACACAACUACAAAGUGUCCGCCUACGACGUAUUUAAGCAAUGUGCCGUCGAUCCGUCUCUGCUCGACGAGUGCAAUCUACAGCCGGAACUGAAGGAACUGUUGCUGAGCAACAUUCAGCGUAAGCUCGUGUCGCAGGCCGUCAAAAUUCGAGCCGAUAUCGAGUGCGCCUGUUACGGGUACGAGGGUAUCGAUGCAGUGAAAACGGCCCUCCGUUCCGGUCUCGAUCUGUCGACCGAGGAACUGCCGAUCAAAAUUAACCUCAUUGCACCGCCACUUUAUGUAAUGACCACAUCGACCCCGGAGAAGGCAGAUGGACUAAAGGCGCUCGAGGGGGCCAUUGAGAAGAUCAAAGAAACGAUCGAAGGCCUGGGUGGUGUGUUCAAGGUGCAAAUGGCCCCGAAGGUCGUAACGGCAACGGACGAAGCGGAUCUGGCACGGAAGAUGGAGCGCGCCGAGGCCGAGAACGCCGAGGUGUCCGGGGAUGACGAGGAAAAUGACAAUGAAGUUGGCAUUAAGUAUAAGCUCGAAGAGGACGGCGCUGACGACAAGGAAGGUGACCGGGACGUGGAGUUUGAAGCCAGUGGCGACGAGGACGAUAACAAGAAGGAGGAAUAAACGGUCGGUGGCGAGAGCGGAGGUUGGCGUUCGCCCCAGCCAGGUGGUCAAGGUUCCGCGCAGCUGUGGAAGAGAGAGAGAGAGCACCAGAAGACACGUGUACUUGGUGCACCGUUGCUACAGUUAUGCUUUUCAAUUCCUUCUUUCCUCUUAAACACACCAUAAUUCGUAUUAAAAGGCCGGAAAAC
This is a messenger RNA of Anopheles cruzii, 1324 nucleotides long. RefSeq names its product eukaryotic translation initiation factor 2 subunit 1 (gene eIF2alpha). The transcript has 4 exons. Lineage: Eukaryota; Metazoa; Arthropoda; Insecta; Diptera; Culicidae. The record is from RefSeq and is a predicted model, not a curated record. The coding region runs from base 105 to 1136 and encodes 343 amino acids. Gene Ontology annotation, cellular component: multi-eIF complex; eukaryotic translation initiation factor 2 complex; eukaryotic translation initiation factor 2B complex. Gene Ontology annotation, molecular function: translation initiation factor activity; RNA binding; ribosome binding.